AUGCCUCCGAAGAAGUGGGAUGAUGAAGAGAGCGAAGGCGGUGACUCCGCCCCUGAUUCUCCUCCUGCGGCCGCCGUUGCUCGUCGACGACAGUUUGACGAUGAAGAAGAUGAUGGUGAUGUGCUUGACUCUUGGGACGCCGCUGAGGACUCAGAAGUAGAGCGCGAGAAGGCCAAGAAGGUUGCCGAGGCGAAGGAAAAGGCUGCCGCUGAGGCCGCCGCCAACAAGAAGUCAAAGGCCCAACGUAUCGCCGAACACCAGGCCGAGCGCGCUCGUAUUCAGGCCGAAGAGGACGAGGAGAGCGAGGAAGAGGACGAGGCAGCUCGCCGCGAGCGUCUUCGCCGCACUGAAAAGGACGCUGAUCUCAAGCACGCCGAGGACCUUUUUGGAAGCAUCGGUAUCAGCGCUGGGCGAAAGGCCAACCCUUCCAGCACCAUGAUCGCUGAUCCCGAAAACCCUACGAAUCUCAUCAACCUUGCGGCUGUCCCGAUUUUCAACCCACAGACGAAACUGCAAUUUGAGAAGAUGCGCGGCGUUCUUUCUUCCCUUGUUGCUGCCAACACCAAGAAGGCUCACUACGGCCUCUUCCUUGAGGAGUUUUCCAAGGAUCUUGUCAAAGAGCUCAACAGCGAUCAGAUCAAGAAGAUUGCGAGUGCUCUUACGCGCGCCAGUAACGAGAAGUUGAAGGAGGAGAAGGCCGGAGACAAGAAGAAGACCAAGGCCGCCAAAACAAAGACCUCCCUUGUCGCUAGCAGGGCUGGUACUACCGACACCGCAACUUAUGAGGAUGAUGCCUUUGGAGACGACGACUUCAUGUGA
Molecule: messenger RNA, 819 nt
Organism: Trichoderma gamsii
Lineage: Eukaryota; Fungi; Ascomycota; Sordariomycetes; Hypocreales; Hypocreaceae
Product: translation initiation factor eIF3 subunit
Exons: 4
Coding region: 1-819 (272 amino acids)
Cellular component (GO): eukaryotic translation initiation factor 3 complex; cytoplasm
Molecular function (GO): translation initiation factor activity
Source: RefSeq, a predicted model, not a curated record